AUUAACCCUGUUUUUUGGGCUCCCAUUCUUUUAUAUCUCAACACCUAUAUUCCGCAAUUCGCCCAUCGGUUCUCUCGGAUAAAAAAUGGAGUCGGAGGUCCAAAAGCCAUCAGAACUCGAUAUUCUCUCUCAGAGCACUGAAGAUAAACCCCCGCCGAGAUCGAGGCCGCCGCCGAAGCGAUUUGUGAAGAAUCAGAUUCCCGAUUCCAUCCUCAAGGAUCCUGCCUUGAACGCCGCCAUCUCUCUCCUUCCUUCCAACUACAACUUCGAGGUUCACAAGUGCGUAUGGCGCAUUCUCUCCUCCGGCGCCUCCCGCAUUGCCCUUCAGCUCCCCGAAGGUCUUCUCAUGUACUCCCUCAUCCUCUCCGAUAUCCUCACGACUUUCGGCAACGCCUCCGACUGCUUUGUUCUUGGCGAUGUCACUUAUGGCGCUUGUUGCGUCGACGACCUCUCCGCCUCCGCUCUCCACGCCGAUCUCCUCAUCCAUUACGGCCAUAGCUGCCUCGUCCCUAUCGACUCCACUACCAUUCCGUGCCUUUAUGUUUUUGUCGACAUUGCAAUUGAUGUGCCUCGUCUUGUUAAUACUGUUCGUCUCAAUGUUCAUGGUCUUGAUUCCACGAACUUGGUGCUUGCUGGAACAAUUCAGUUCGCCUCUGCUAUUAGAGCUUCGAAGAUGGAGCUAGAGAGGCAUGGCAUCCGGGUUUUAAUUCCCCAGUCCAAGCCGUUGUCGGCUGGGGAAGUUCUGGGCUGUACGGCUCCUAAAAUUUCUACGUCUUCUUUCGGCAAUAACGGGGAGACUGUUGCGAUUUUUGUUGCCGAUGGGAGGUUUCAUUUGGAAGCUUUCAUGAUUGCGAAUCCUGGAAUUAGGGUUUUCCGGUAUGAUCCUUAUGUUGGUAAGUUAUUACUUGAGGAGUAUGACCAUGAAGGAAUGAAGGCGUCUAGAAAAGGCGCGGUUCUGAAGGCGAAGGAAGCGAGAAAUUGGGGUAUUGUGUUGGGGACCUUAGGGAGGCAAGGAAACCCCAAAAUUUUGGAGAGGUUGGAGGAGAAGAUGAAGUCUAAAGGAUUUGAUUAUACUGUUGUAUUAAUGUCUGAGAUCAGUCCUUAUAGAGUGGCUUUGUUUGAGGAUUCGGUGGAUGCAUGGAUUCAGAUAGCUUGUCCUCGUCUUUCAAUUGACUGGGGAGAUGCUUUUGCUAAGCCUCUUCUUACUCCAUUUGAGGCUGAGGUAGCUCUUGGACUUAUCCCUGGUUGGUGGGAGAGAACAAGCGCAGCUAAAUUGAGUUGUAAUGAUUGUCAGGGAUGUGAAUGUAACGGUGAUCAAAGUGAUAAGGUGGAGGCUGAAGGGGAAUACCCCAUGGACUAUUAUGCUCAGGAUGGUGGUGAAUGGAACUCUUCCUAUGUAAAGAAGAAAGUUUCUCGCCCAGUCCGGAGAGAUGUUGUGUCCUGUAUCAGUGAAAAACCCGUUUCUUUACAUUAGCCUCUUUCAAACAAGAAGGAGAAUGUUAAUUUGCACGUAUUGUGGCAUAUCCGUGCCCGUGGUUGGGAAGUGUAGUUGAUUUUCACAACAGUUAAAAAUGCAUUGGAAAAUGCUGCCAUGGCUGAUGGAAAGUGUUCCACCGAGAAUUUUGUUCCAUCUCUCAGCCAAGAGCAGUAUCAAAACACGAUAUUGAUGUUAAAUGGUCGUCUAUCAACUGCAAAGUUUUACACUGGCACCAUAGUUGAUUAUAAUAAGAUAGGCAAGUACACAUUUUCUUCUGACCUCUUCUUGAUUCCUUUAGUACAAUUUUUUUGUCUUUUACGCAUGUUCGGGAUGUUUUUAUUCUAUUGUCAAAUCAUCAUAUCAUUUUUGUUGCACACGUUCGUGAAGCUCGAAUUUCAUACCGUAGAAUAUUCUUCUUUUGCCAAGUUUCAA
This is a messenger RNA of Benincasa hispida (wax gourd), 1909 nucleotides long. RefSeq names its product diphthamide synthesis DPH2 family protein. Lineage: Eukaryota; Viridiplantae; Streptophyta; Magnoliopsida; Cucurbitales; Cucurbitaceae. Gene Ontology annotation, biological process: protein histidyl modification to diphthamide. Gene Ontology annotation, molecular function: 2-(3-amino-3-carboxypropyl)histidine synthase activity. The record is from RefSeq and is a predicted model, not a curated record.